AUGUGUCCUCCAGGCAUUUGGGCGGGAAUCGAACCCAGCGGCAAUCGUCCCGGGCGAACUCUCCCUCGCGCGCGAACGAAAGAGGCGAUUAGAAGCCUCGACGAUUGUGUGAGGCUCGCGAAUUCGUGCCAGAGCUUGGUACAAGCCAUAGAGAUCCACUCGGCGAUGGCGUCGCUGGCGUCUAGCCCCAGCUCCUCCUCGCAUUGCCCGAUCUUUCUCGCCAACACCAUCGUCCGGAUGUACGGCGCGUGUGGCGCCGUGGAUCACGCGCGGCGGGCGUUCGAUUCCACCGCGCUCCGGAACUAUCUCUCCUGGGCGAUGAUGCUCGCGGCAUAUGCCCGCAACGGGCAUCUCUCCCACGCUGUUGCGCUGUUCGAUUCCAUGCCCCAACAGCCCGACCUCGUCUCGUGGACCGUACUCCUCCAGGCCCAAAUCGAGUACGGCAGCCUGGCCGCCGCGGCCGCGCUCAUGGGCCGCAUGCCCGGCUGGGACAUCGUGACGUGGAAUGCGAUGCUCACGGCGCUCUGCCGGGAAGGAAAUCUUAAAGAUGCCAGAGAAUUGUUUCACGCCAUGCCUGAGUGGAAUGUGAUCUCGUGGACCGCACUCCAGUCGGGAUAUUCCCAGAACGGGUAUCUGGAGGAAUCUAGGCGCUUGUUUGACGAGAUGCCACAGAGGAACAUGGUAUCUUGGAAUGUGCUACUGUCGGCCUACUCCCAGGCCGGGAAUCUAGAGCGCUGCAAGAGUGUCUUUGAGAAUAUCCCAGAGCUGUGCGUGGUCUCAUGGAAUGCGAUGCUCGCGGCAUAUACCCAUGCUGGGCAUUUGGAAGAAGCGAGAUCCGUGUUUGAUUCCAUGCCCGAGAGGGACAUAGUGACGUGGACGACGCUGCUUUUUGCGUAUGCCCUGGGCGGUCAUGCCAGCGAGGCAAGGAGCAUCUUUGCCAAGAUGCCCCAGCAGGAUCUAAUUUCUCGAAACACAAUGCUCUUCGCAUAUUCCCAGGACGGGGACUUCCUCGCCGUGAAAGAGUUAGUGGAGGCAAUGCCUGAGUGGAAUCUUUUCUCGUGGAACACGAUCCUCAUGGCAUAUGCCCAAGACGGGCAUAUCCAGGAGCUCCAGAAAUUCCUCUUCUUCCUCCCGGAGAAAAACUCCGUGUCUUGGACAAUGGCGCUGGAAGCCCUCGUGCAAUCCCGGCGCCUGGAUCGCGCGAAAUCCCUCUUGCUCAGCGCCCCAGAUCUCGACAUCGCGGCCUGGAAUGCCGUCCUCUUGGCGCUCGCCCAGUCGGGAAGAUCAUCCAGUGUCGAGGAUCUCUUGCGGGCGAUGGAGCUCCAAGGAGAAAUCUGGCCCAAUGAGAGCACCUGCAUUGCCAAUCUCCUCGCCUGUGGCCACUCCGGGAACCUGGAAUCGGCGUGGCGAUCAUUCCGCGCUAUGGCCGCGGAUUGGGGAUUGGAGCCAACGCACCGCCGCUACUGCUGCGUGGUCGAUCUUCUCGGCCGCGCAGGGCGCCUAGCGGAUGCCGAGGAUCUGAUAGCAAGCAUGCCAUUCGUGCCAGACGCGAUCGAUUGGAAAUCUCUAGCAUGCCGAGGGCGCGAAGCAAGAACCCUAGAUUCCGCGCGUCGGGCAAUCGAGCUAGAUCCCCAAAAUGCGGCCACGUACCUUUUGAGGAUAUAG
Selaginella moellendorffii is the source of this 1665-nucleotide messenger RNA. Its product is annotated as pentatricopeptide repeat-containing protein At4g02750-like. Gene Ontology annotation, biological process: RNA modification. The record is from RefSeq and is a predicted model, not a curated record. Lineage: Eukaryota; Viridiplantae; Streptophyta; Lycopodiopsida; Selaginellales; Selaginellaceae. Gene Ontology annotation, molecular function: RNA binding; protein binding. Bases 1 to 1665 code for a protein of 554 amino acids. The transcript has a single exon.